Peronospora belbahrii is the source of this 3306-nucleotide messenger RNA. Lineage: Eukaryota; Oomycota; Peronosporomycetes; Peronosporales; Peronosporaceae. The record is from the annotation of a GenBank genome assembly.
AUGGAUGAAAGUGACGUGUAUGUACGAGAAGAAGGUGAUCGUCCGAUUGAACAUUCACCUCGUGGACGUUAUAUUCGCUUUGAUAUUCGAUUAGGUACAGGUGCUUACAAAUCAGUCUAUAAGGCAUAUGAUACAGAUCAAGGAAUUGAUGUGGCAUGGAAUGCGAUUGAUAUUGGUCUUUUACCUAGUACAGAGAAGACACGGAUUAUACAAGAAGUUCAAUUACUACAAAAGCUCGAGCAUAAGAAUAUUAUUAAUUUUUACGGUAGUUGGUUCUCAAAGGAAAAGAAUCAGGUCGUCUUUAUUACAGAAAUUAUGACAUCAGGCACGUUAAAGUCAUAUAUUAAACGCGUUCAAUUUAUCAAGUGGAAGAUUAUAAAGAGAUGGUGCAUUCAGAUUCUUGAAGGAUUGCACUAUUUACAUAGUCAAAAUCCACCAGUAAUUCAUCGUGAUUUAAAGUGUGACAAUAUCUUUGUGAAUGGUAAUACGGGUGAUCUGCGUAUUGGAGAUUUGGGACUAUCAACUCAAUUAGCAGUGGACAAGCGAUCGAAGGCGCAAAGUGUGCUAGGUACACCUGAAUUCAUGGCACCAGAGCUGUAUGACGAAAGCUAUGACGAAAAAGUUGACAUUUAUGCGUUUGGAAUGUGCGUGUUGGAGAUGGUGACCAAGGAGGUGCCAUAUUCGGAAUGUAUCAAUCCAGCGCAAAUUUACAAAAAAGUUACAGCUGGUAUUCGACCAAAGGGUUUGCAGCGCGUGGUUAGUCAAGCUGCACGUGAUUUUAUUGAGUUGUGUCUAUCGCGUGGAAAUGGCCUAGUCGAUGUGACGGCUCAAUAUUUGCUGGAUCAUCCAUUCUUGAAAGCGCAAGAUGAUGAUAAUGACAUGGUUGAGUGCUUGGAUGAAGAUGAGCUUGAGCGUGAAAGCAAACAGGCACAGCAGCGGUUGGAGAGAGUUGCUGAAGAGUCAUUCUCGUUGGAGUUUAAUAUGGAAGGUGGGUCGAAAGAGGGCACUGCUGUGGUGGUCAGUGAGCGGCAUAAGCAAUUUGCAUCGCUUUCGGCGGAGCCAGAAGUAUUAUUAGCAGCGUCAACAGUGAGUGGUAGUGCUUUUAUUUCGAAAUAUGCUGGAAGUGCGUCAAUGCUUUCUCCAAGUGCCCCUGAAGAGAAAAAAACGACAGCCGGAACACACCGAUUGACCGAGCUGCCGCCAGUUGGAUCUCUUGAGCGCAACAAUACUACUGCGCUAUCUUCUACCGAGCAUGCCCCAUCACUAACAUCAGCAUCAAUGUUAGCUCUGACGCCAACACUAGCGCCAACGUCGUCGAUACGAGCAAUUGGUCCUUCACCGGAAGAGUUUUCUAAGUUUGUCCACUCUCCAUCUCAGCCUGUGAUCAGUGAAAUAUUUGGCGGUGAUGAGCCGUUAUUGUCGGGUAAAAAGAGCGCAGAUUCACACGUUGAUCAAUUCCUCGCGACAUUGCCUGGCACAGAGAGUGCGAUCCAGAACACACGGAUAAAUAUUAUGGGUGGCAGAGGCCACCGAUUGGACUUAGAAAAUGACAGCAUACCAGAAUACGCAGACAGCCCCGCGGAAUCGCCUCUGGCCAAUGGUAAAGAAACGCCUGAGCACUCACAGUCACUUAUCGGGGAAUCGCCGUUUUUACGUGCAAACAAUGCCAAGAUAGAGCCUCCUAAUUCGGCACCAGGGCUGUUGACACCGUCUCAAGCCCCCGAAGGUGAAAUUCCGUCUUUGCGCCUUCCCGAACGUGAUAUAGAGCCUCAGGCUAACCUCGUUCGACGUGCGAGUAUACACGGUCAGUUUGGCGCUUUACUGGCUGCUUCUAGAACAGCAGAAAAUGUUGCUCCUGCCGGCAGUCUGUCGACUCCUCUGCCACCAUCUCAACAAAGUUUUCAAUCUGCUGCAAGCAGUGGAGCUACGCGAAAGCGUCCAAAGCGACAUGAGAUUAAAGCUGCAAAAGACCCGAACAAUGAGCAUAGCAUUCUGCUGAAUCUGCGCAUCAUCAUUGAUGGCAAAUCAAAGGAAAUCAAGUUUCCUUUUAAUUUGUUUGCUGAUAGCCCUCACGAAGUUGCUUGCGAACUGGCCGUGGACGUGGGAAUUUUGGAACCGGACCUUGAGGAUAUUGCCGACUCUAUCCGUUUUCUUGUUACGGAGGGCAAAAUCAACAAUCUUUCUGACGUGCAAGAAGAUGUAUGGGAAGAAGCACCCGAGCCUCAUUCGUUCUCUUCGAUUCCGUUUCCGAAUGUAUCCAAGAUGUCUUUUGUGCAUAUGCCACCAGAGACGACGUACCAACAGCAACAAGCAUUUUUGAUGAAUGCGACACCACUGGAACGCACAUCGAGUGGUGCAAGUGCAGUCACCUCAGGAGUGUCGACUUCGUUGAUAGGCGCCGGUGGCAGUGCUGCUACUAUGCCUGGUCCAAAGGCGACUCAGGAGGUGGAAGUGGCAGGAUCGCUGGACUCGGUAAGUGCUGCAAGUCUCAGCGACCCGUCUACAACAUUGAUGGUAGUGGACGGGGGCAUUCCUUCUGGUGGUAGCAGUAGUAGUAGCGGCGCUUCCCUACCGUUCCCAAAUGAAGUCAGCCGCUCGCCACCGCAGCCUGGUCACGGCCAUGCUGCCAGCAAGUCUAAUCUUACGAAGGAGGCCUUGCUGAGCAUCUUAGAAAUGCGAGCUCGUGGUAUGUCGAUGGGCUCGGUCGCUGAUGCAACAUAUGUGCAGCAAAUUCACCAGCUAGAAGAUCGACUGAAGAUUGCACGGACAUCGUUUGAUGAACGAGAAUCGUCGCUGGAAGCUGCGAUUCGUAGUGAAGAGGAGAAGCACCAGCGUGAAAUUGAGCGGUUUAGAAAAAAAAUGGAGGAAUUUGACAAGCAGCGCGCAGCUAUUUUGCGACAGCAAAAUGGGGACAGCGUCGCGAAUGGCUCGUCAUCAACCGCAUUGGACGAAAGUCUGCGGUUGGUUGGUCAAGAAGACUUGCUGGCAACCGCAAAUGCUCCGAGUUUAUCUACAGACGUGGACUUCAACAGUGAUGUGGGGUUUUCACUGAGCGGGUCUGACGAUGAGGCUUUUCCAACAUCUCCAGCAGCAACAGCAGCGGCGCCUUUGCCUAUCUCAGUCUCAAGCAGUGCACCACCACAUGUGAAUCCAAGUGUUGAAGCCGCCGCUCUCCCAGCGGCGGUGCCAGUAGACGAGCUGAUCCCGGAUCGUGAAUCACACUCUGCUGCAACAUCGGCAGCAAGAACUGAUACGACAACAAGCGCGGCGGCAAACAGUCAGUCAGUGUCGGUGCCGUUGCAGUAG